Messenger RNA from Symbiodinium natans, 498 nucleotides. The record is from the annotation of a GenBank genome assembly. NCBI's taxonomy places the organism in Eukaryota, Dinophyceae, Suessiales, Symbiodiniaceae.
AUGCGCUAUGGCACUGCCUACCGCGCGCUCUAUACCCUUUAUGAAAUCACUUUCGCAGGAAACUGGCCCACUAACGUGCGACCUGUGCUGGAGAAGGUGAGCCAUGCCUAUGUGAUUUUCUUUCUCCUGUACGUGACGGUCAUUGUGUUCGCUGUCAUAAGCAAGUGGAAUAUCACCAAGGUGCUAGCGCCAGAACAGGUCAUUACUGCGAUCUUUUUGAAGGACACGCUCGAUGCUGCCCACAACGAUGCUGAGAAUCUGAUACUGGACAAGAUGCGGAAGAAGGCCGAGUAUGUUGGGAAGCUGGAAGCCGUGUUCCAAGCGAUCGACAAGUCGGGAGACGGCAUGAUCUCCGAAGAGAGGCUGACGGAGAUCCUCAGCAAUCCGAAGGUCGCAGCCUAUUUUCAAACGCUGGAGCUGGAUGUGCAUGAGAGCAGGGCUUUGUUCCACAUCUUGGAUAAUGGCCGCUCGGGCUUUUGGGGGCUCAGGCCCUGCUGA